Ictalurus furcatus (blue catfish) is the source of this 5966-nucleotide messenger RNA. RefSeq names its product pregnancy up-regulated nonubiquitous CaM kinase (gene pnck). Lineage: Eukaryota; Metazoa; Chordata; Actinopteri; Siluriformes; Ictaluridae. The coding region runs from base 763 to 1806 and encodes 347 amino acids. Gene Ontology annotation, molecular function: calcium/calmodulin-dependent protein kinase activity; calmodulin binding; ATP binding. The record is from RefSeq and is a predicted model, not a curated record. The transcript has 12 exons. Gene Ontology annotation, cellular component: intracellular anatomical structure. Gene Ontology annotation, biological process: peptidyl-serine phosphorylation.
CACACACACACACACACACACACACACAGAGUCACUCUAUCUCUCCUUUCUCACAUUCCUUUCUUUUUCAUUCUCUCUUUAAUUUCACUUUUUAAUCUCUUCUUUCUUUCUUUCUUUCUUUCUUUCUAUUUCAUGUAUUCAUCUCUUGCUCUCUCAUGCAAACACAUGUUCAUUUGUUCUUUCUUCUCUUUUUCUUUUGUUCGUUCUCUUGUAUUUAUAUUAUUUUACAUUCUUUGCUUCUAUUUCUUCUUUCUUUCUUCAUUUCUUCCUUCCUUCCCUUUCCUCCCAACUUCUUUCGUUCCUUCCUUCCUUUCUUUCUUUUUCAUGCAUUAAUAUCUUUCUGUCUCUCUCUCUCUCAUACGAACACAUUUUUAUUUGUUCUUUCUUCCCUUUUUCUUUUAGUUUGCUCUCUUGUUUUUAUAUUAUUUUUUUAUAUGCUUUGCUUCUCUUUCUUUCUUUCUUUCUUUCUUUCUUUCUUUCACACCCACCAGGAUCUCUCUCCCACGGUCUCUCUCUCUCUCUCUCUCUCCCUCUCCCUCUCUCACAAACACGUUACUCUCAUUCUCACUCCAGUUUUCUUAACUGUGUGGGUGGCCAAGGUCGUCAGUGGGAAGUGAAUGCGAUUCUUGAUUAAAGAGCUCUGCGCAGGUCGGAUAUUGGUGACGUGGCCACAUAAAAAACUUUUUACUUCACAGUUACGAGGCGGUGCACAUCUGCAGUUCAGUGGCAGCCAUCAGCAGUGUGUGUGUAGACAAAGUGAACAUGCCUCUAAUAAGAGAGUCACGCAAGAAGGCAGAAGACAUCCACGCUGUAUAUGAGCUGAAGGAGAAACUGGGAGAAGGCUCAUUCUCUGAGGUGAGAGUGGCUCAACACCGCCUCACACACAAGCAUGUAGCGGUCAAGUGCAUCCGCAAAAAGGCCCUGAAGGGUAAAGAGUCCAUGCUGGAGAACGAGAUCGCUGUCUUACACCGAAUCAAGCAUGAAAAUAUCAUUUCCCUAGAGGAGACGUUCGAGACGCCUACAAAACUGUAUUUGGUAAUGACACUGGUGACUGGAGGUGAGCUGCUGGACCGAAUUCUAGAGCGAGGCAGCUACACAGAGAAGGAUGCCAGCCGCGUCAUCCUGCAAGUUCUGGAAGCUGUCAAGUACCUCCAUCAGCUGGACAUUGUGCACAGGGACCUGAAGCCAGAGAACCUGCUAUAUGAAACUCCAUUACAAGAUUCCAAGAUUGUCCUUAGCGACUUUGGGCUUUCAAAAAUAGCCGAUCAGGGCGUCUUGUCCACUGCUUGUGGAACCCCUGCUUACGUAGCUCCUGAGCUUCUACAGGAGAAGACAUAUGGUAAAGAAAUAGACUUGUGGGCUGUGGGAGUGAUUUCGUUUAUUAUGCUGUGUGGUUAUCCUCCAUUCUACGAUGAUAAUGACACUGAACUCUACAAACAGAUCAUACAGGCAGAGUUUGAGUUCGACUCGCCGUACUGGGAUGACAUCUCACAUUCAGCCAAAGACUUCAUAGUCCACUUACUGCAGAAAGAUCCAAAGAAGAGGUUCAAUUGCGAGCAGGCCUUGCAGCAUCCUUGGAUUUCAGGUGGAGCAGCUCUGGAAAAAAACAUACACGGCUCCGUGUCCGAGCAAAUCCAGAAGAACUUUGCCAAGAGCCAGUGGAAGAGAGCCUUUAAUGCCACCAUGUUGGUGCAUCACCUCAGGAAGAAGGCCCACGCUAGUGAGGAGGAAGAACGAGACACAUCUCAGAGACCUUAUGAAAUCCAACUGGCGGAGGACCAAAAGUCAACACAACCAUACGUCUGAGUGAGCAUUUUUCUAAGCAGACCCUGCAGACCCUGAACUGCUGAUGUCGGCUCUAUGUGCUGCUUUGCCUAAUACGAACCAGCGUGACUUGUACGUGCGCCAGAUGGAAGUGCAUUAGAGCCUCUUUCGAGCCUAGUCUUCACUGCUACACGAUCACUGUAAGGGAAUCGUUAGAAACCCACAUGUACGCUUAAAUGCCAUGUUGUAAUAUACGUUGUGUAUAAAGAGCAUACUACUACUUUUAUUAGUGAACAUCCUUAGUGAGGUAAUGAUGCUAUGGCUAAACUGGUAGAUCAUAUAACAUCUGUUCCAUGCACCUGAGGGUAAAUAAGAUGAAAGAAUACUGCAUAUUAAAUAAUAUAUUACACUUUAUUUGAAGGGUCAGGGCCUUUAGAACACAUUCAUAAGUCUUGCAUAAAACUUUUAUAAAGCAGUGCUAGAGGAUUUAUGAGAGGCUCGUGUGAUGAAGUGACCGUUCAAGAUUGUUGAUGCACAAUUUUUAUAUUGAUCUUGCUAGUUUGUUUUAAUGACAGCAAAUAAUUUCAAAGCUUUGAGACAUCUUCUGAUAAGUUUCCUUUCCAUUCCCAUUCCUUUAGCCCACAUAUGAGCUUUUAAGAAAAAGAAAGUUGGGUGUAUAGACAUGAAACAUUUUAGAAGACAUUUUGCUAAAAAAAAAAAAAAAAAAAAGAAAAAAAAAGUGUUAAUUUCACCUAUGAAUGGAGACUUUGGGACACGCUGUAUAGUGUCUAUUUAAUUGUUUUAUGCAACGGCUGGUGGCAGAAACUGACUUCACUUUGGAGAAAUAUCAGUUUAAUUUCUCCGGGUGGUCUGCAAUAAAUUAUGAUAAAACUCUCUCUUUCUGUCAUCUAUAAAUUAACAUGGCAUUAAUAGUGUUGAGAAUUUUGGCUCUGUUUAGUGAGUCCCCAUAUGAAUCAUUGCCUUCUUUUUUUCUAAACUGAACAAUCUUUAUGAUAUGUUGACCAGUUAUGUCCCUGUAGCUGAGAUUGUUAAAUCUAAGUCUACCUUCUAAAUAAAAAAACAAAAAAACCCAAAACAGAACUUGCUUUUACCUUACCAAAUGGCUCAUAUUUGAGUCACUCAAAGAAUCGACUCGUGUGUGAACGACACAUCACUGGUUUCCUUUCCUGCAAACCCCAUAUAUACAUUUUUUGAUCAUAAAUUUAUUUCUAGAAAAUGAUCACAUUGUGGUAUAUGCAAAUAUAAUUUGAGCUUCAUUUGGUAUAAUGUCAGUUUAAUCAACCAGCAGGAUUGCACUUUCUUUUUUGUUGUAACAGGUUUAAUGAAGGAAGUAUGUAGGUGACGUAACAUAGAUCUGUUAUAAACAUAUAACAUAUGCCAGUUUUUUACAUUUUAAAUUUGUUCAACUCAAGUUUUUUUUUCUCCUAUCGCCGCUCCUGGCUCCAGCUCCUGUUUCAGUAGUAUUAAAAUUUCAUACUCCUAUAUAAAGCAGAUGCAGAACAUACACUUCCCAGACCAUAUGAUAGCAGGUUGAUACUAUAUAACAUAUGUCUCAAGGAUUUAUCAAUGUACCUUGGUAAAAGACAAACUAAUAACCUGUUAGGAUUUUUUUUUUUUUUUUUUAAAUGACAGACCAUAAUGAUAACAGAUGUUUUUUUUUUUUUAAUCUUCUCUAUUCAACUUUGCACAACAUAAGAAGGUAUGAAUGUCACCUCAUAGGUUUUGACAUGACGUAUCUUCACUUGAGGCCAUAAGUUUACAUACCGCUUGCAGAAGUUGCAAAAUGUUCAGAAUUAAAAAAUAAAUAAAUAAGACGGAUCAAUAAAAUUUUAUUUGCUUUUUUUUUAAUUUAAUCCUGGCCUGAAUAAGCUAUUUCACAUAACAGAUGUUUACAUAUAAUUCACACAACACAAUAAUAACUGAAUUUACACAAACAAACCAGUUCAAAAGUUUACAUUCACUUGAUUCUUAAUACUGUGCAUUGUUACCUGGAUGAUCCACAAAUGUGUUUAUGUUUUGUGAUAGUUGUUCAUGAGUCCCUGGUUUGUCCUGAGCAUUUAAACUGCCCACUGUUCUUCAGAAAAAUCCUACAGGUCCUGCAUAUUAUGAGGUUUUUGGUUGUACACUCUAUUUUACACAAAAUAGAUGAAUAAAAUAGUUGAUUCUCAAGAAGGCAACACGACAUAUUAAGAGUCAGGAUUAUUUUGUCUUCUGGGAAACAUGUAAGUAUUGUAUGCAGCUUCUGAAGGACAGUAACAAAAACAAAAAUAAUAAUUUACGUCCUGUAGCAUUGUACUAUAUACUGUAAUAAUGAAUGAAUAAUUAUGAAUGUGUUAUGAAGGCCGAAUGUAGGCAUCCUUUAAAUAACUUGUUACAUCACAAUACAACAUACAGUAUAUUGGUAGAAACUAAAAGCAAUGCUUAAAAUGAACAAAACAUUAACCGCUGAACUAACAGUCCAUGUUUGUGGUGGUUAGAUGAGGCUGAAUGGGAUAAAUUCACUGUACAUCCCCAAACUGUUUGAUUAAUUUAGUCAGUUAUUCAAUCUGUAUUAUAUGAUGCAGUUUAAUUGACGCUAAUUCACUGUGCAUGUACUUAUAUUUAUUACCGGAUGAUGGUGUAUUUACUUAAUGCGUACACAAAUCUUAUUAAAUGUGUAUUCAUUUAAUUUGGUAACAUUAUUUAUGGCUUAUUAACACUGAAGUUGAUGCUGUUUAAUGGUAACUAAAGCAUUGAAUUAUGUUACUCAUACAUUCUGUGUUGGAAAAUUGUACAGUCAGCACUUUAUAUUACACUGUGUGUUAUUGCUUUAGACGUUUAAGAACUAUACGUUUGCAUAAGGACAUCUCUUCGGAUCAUGAUUACGAUGGGAGAUUUGUAAACGAUUUUAAUACCUAUGUUUGUGACUUGAACUUUCCUCUUUCAGUUUACAGCUCGUAAUGGUUAGUAGCUAGAUCAGCCACAGACGAUCAAGUUGUCCCUCGUCCUGUUACUUUCAAAUUCAUAUGGAGUCUAUUGACAUGUUGUUGAAAAGUAAAUAAACUUCAUAUCACAUGUUGGCAGAUGUCUUCAUGAAUGUCUGUAGACGGUUUGUAGAGAGUUACCGUCACUGAUUAGGCCGUAGAAUUGGCCUAAUCAGACAAAAAAUGGAAAAACAUUGAAUAUAAUGUAAAAACCAGACACUAAGGUUCUCAACUGGCGUAUUUUCUGCACUAACACUAAUGCAACACUAAUGUUAUCCCUUUUUAUGAUACAGGUAAUGAUCUUUAUUAAGAAAACUGAACUAAGUUGCAUGAUAGCACAGUGAGUAUUAUUGCUGCUUCACAGCUCUAGGGUCCCUGGGUUGAUCUUAAGCUCGGUUUACUGUCUGUGCGGAGUUUCUGUUCAUACUCUCCGCACAUGGGUUUCUUCCCACUGCCCAUAAACAUGCUAUGCUAAACUGCCCCUAGGUGUGAAUGAGUGUCUAAAUGAGCGUGUGCAUGAUGCCCUGCAGCCCUGUAACUGCCAUCCCAUCCAGGGUGAAUUUUCUUCUUCAGUUGUGAAGUGCCCCAGAUAUUUAGUGGAUGUUUGAAUGAUUUCCUGAUAUGUAUGGAACUGCCUUAAAUUCUUUCUCAAACUGUGUGGUAUGUGAGUUUUGUGCUAUCUUUAAACCGACCGUAAAAUAUUCGUCCAGCAGAGGGCAGUGCGGUCCAAUUUUUAUUUUAUUUAUUUAAUUUUUGUUUUAAGGGAAGCUUGCCCUGCAAGAGAAAGACAUAAUCAUAUUAGAUGAACCCACAACCUCAACACCAGACAUGUUCGUGCUCUCCCAGUGGGCACUGCAUUAGCAUUUUAAAAAAUUGACUUACAGAAAGAUCUUGAUUAGGCUUUUCUAAUGACACACCUGAUAAAAGCCUGUUCUAAUGGACAGCCUAAUGAACGGCUGUUCAAAUGGAAAACCUAAUAGCACACGCCACAAGCUGUCUUAACUCAGUUGUUUUAAUAAGUGUGCCAAGGUCACCUCGAUAUUCAGAAUAAAUCAGGUGCUGCUUUCUCAUGUUGGGACGCCAUUUGUAUCCCAUUUACAAAUAUAUGUAUGUAAAGUAAAGGUAAAAACAGAUAACGUGUCUUUCACAACAACCCGUGUGCAGGUUUCAGAUAAAUGACUAACAGCACUUUGAAAACAGCACUUUUGUCUGUCCCAG